AUGCCCUUGAAUACCCCGUUGACGAUCCAGCAGCUGUUCAUCUAUCCUGUCAAGUCGCUUCCGCCUGUUCAAGUGUCUUCUGUGGAGCUCACCAACGAGGGGCUGCGCUUUGACCGGUGUUUCGUCCUGGUGACUCCUCCAAAGGACGGCUCGAAGCUGGCAAAGUUCCUCACGAUCAAGAAGCAUUUCAAACUUGCACUCUUCAAGCCCACAAUAGAUGACAGCUGGACAAAACUGACAAUCCAUCACACCCGCGCCACUCCGUCAUCUUCAAUCACCGUUCCGCUGACACCAUCGCCUCUAUCUCUACUGGCAAAUAAGACGUUUGAAGUCAGCAUCUUUGGCACAACCGCGAUAGGCAUUGAUCUAGGGGACGAGCCGGCGGCCUUCUUCUCCAAACACCUCGAUCAGGACGUCCGUCUGCUGUCUAUCGGAGGAACUGGGCGUCGCGAAAUUCCUGGGGCAGCAUAUAUCCCCAGCCAACGGAGUGCGCUGUCUCUAGCUCUCCAGGAGGGCUUACAACCACAGCGCAUCCGAUUUGCCGAUGCUGCCCCGUUACUCAUUACCUCUACAGCUUCGGAGCAAGACGCGCGCUCCCGCCUCCCUCCCGAGUAUCAAUACGAGGAUGUGAUACUCCGUUUCCGACCUAAUAUCCAUAUCGAUGUCAAGGGUCAACUGCCACCCUAUGACGAGGACAACUGGUCUUCGCUCUUGGUUCGAUCGCAGUCGGACGAGGCCCAGGAAGUCACCAUCAAGUGCAUCUUUAGGACAGUCCGCUGCCUCAGCCUGAACGCAGACCCUGAAACCGGGGAAAUGAUCCACCGGGACCGACAGCUCUAUGGUCUAUUGGCCAGCGACAGGAGGGUCAACGACAAGUUUCCUCAUAAGCCCGUCUUCGGUCAAUAUGCCUUUGCAGGUCCCUCGGGUGCCAUUCUGCGGACUGGAGACAUAGUCUAUGUGACUGAAAGGAACCAGCGAAGCUAG
Fonsecaea nubica is the source of this 984-nucleotide messenger RNA. RefSeq lists its product as hypothetical. The record is from RefSeq and is a predicted model, not a curated record. The transcript has 3 exons. Gene Ontology annotation, molecular function: catalytic activity; pyridoxal phosphate binding; molybdenum ion binding. NCBI's taxonomy places the organism in Eukaryota, Fungi, Ascomycota, Eurotiomycetes, Chaetothyriales, Herpotrichiellaceae. Bases 1 to 984 code for a protein of 327 amino acids.